AAGAUAGUUUGAUAAUCUGUGGUUAAAGAUACAUAUGUUUGUAAACAUUAGGGAGCGUCAUUCGUAUUUGCACACUAUUUCUAUAUCGCAUUUUCAAUGUAUCUAAUAAUAAAUAAUAAUCCGAUGAUCAUAUAAUUUACAUGAUGAUCACAUGGCGGUAGUUGCAUGUUUCACACCCACAUUUAUAAGGUUGUGUUUUGUCUACGUUUCGUUGUGUUUUACCUAUUACUAUUCAUUAAGUACGUUGUUCCGCUUCGUGCCCGAAUAAAAUAAGCAGAAUUAGGACAAUUUAUCAGUUUCCAACUUUGGAGGAUGGAAAACGCUGAAAAAAUUAAAUCGGUUUCGGAACGGUCGCCUCUAGUCGCGGAUUCAGCGUCGAUUGGCGCCGACAUUCCGACAAAUAAUUUUCCGGAGAUUUCCAAACCGGAGAAAACCGAACAACUAAGCAGUGAAAGUGAUGAACCGAGAAAAAAUAAACCAAGCAUGGUUGUGAAGUUUGCUGUGAUAUUUGCCAAAAAAGUUUUGAUUCUUUUAAUAGGCUACAUAUUUUGCUACUUUAAUUGGUCCUUAACGUUGCCUAUUGUGGGUAUCCUUUCUUUAAUCUGGUACGAGAAUUUGAAGCCUCAAAAGGGCGAUAGGAUCCGGAAAAAAUUAUGGGCUAGUUCUAUGUCGAAGGCUGAUAUUUGCGAUGUUGUUAAGGACUUACCUUCAUGGGUAAAUUUCCCGGACAGAGAACGAGCUGAGUGGUUAAACGACAUAAUAUCUCAACUAUGGCCAAAUUUAAACAAUUAUAUUGUGAAAUACUGCAGAGGUAAAAUUCAGACUAACAUUAGGAAGAAGUUUGACUCCUUUCGCUUUGAGGACAUCGACUUCGGCAGUUCGCCCCCGAAAAUUGACGGAAUUAAAGUCUACAACCAAUCAGUAGCUAAAGAUUCCAUUGUUAUAGACUUUGAAGUGUUUUAUGACGGCGACUGCGAUGUUAAUUUUUCCAUGUCUGGAGCUCAAAUUGGAACCAUAAAGGAUUUUCAGAUGGGGGUCGAAAUAAGAGUUGUCCUGAAGCCACUGCUUUUUAAAAUGCCCGUCAUAGGAGGAAUUCAGAUAUUUUUUCUUAAUGUUCCCGACAUUGAAUUCGAAUUGGAAGGAAUCACAGGCAUUCCAGGAUUUAGUUAUUUGGUUCGACAAAAAAUAGAAGAAAUUAUUAAGAAAAAACUGGUAUUUCCAAACAAGAUAACGAAGCGUUUUUCGAAAGCCAUCGAGGCUGCCGAACUGAAAUCGAUCGAACCAGCGGGUGUCUUGAGAGUUCACGUAUUUGAAGCGCGGGACUUGGAAAAGAAGGAUGUAACAGGAAAAUCGGAUCCUUACGUGAUUCUACAUGUUGGCGCUCAAGAAUUAAAAACGCAAGUUAUAAAAAGAGACUUGAAUCCACAAUGGGAUUAUUAUUGUGAGUUUAUUAUUUUGGAUCCUGAAGCUCAACAAUUAUACUUCAAGCUAUUUGAUCAGGAUGAAUUCAGAGAAGACGAUUUCUUGGGAAGCGGCGCUGUUGAUAUUUCUGAAGUGAUUAAACCCGGGAAAAACGACCAGUGGUUCAAUCUAGAAAACGUCAAACACGGAAAGAUUCACUUGAGGUUCAGUUGGCUGGGACUUACUUCUGAGUUAAACGCACUAAACUUGGCCACCCAAGAAACGAAGCUUCUUAAAACAGAAAACCUCCAUGCUGGCCUGCUCACCUUAUAUGUAGAUUCAGCUAUUAAUUUACCGAAAAUAAAGUUUUAUAAAAAACCUGAUCCUUAUAUCAUUUUAACGGUUGGAGAUAACCAAACGAAAAGUCGCAGACGAAGACACACUUGCGAUCCCACAUGGGAACAGGGAUUUUAUUUGUUAGUCAAAAAUCCUGAAACCGAUUCCUUAAUAAUUACUGUUAUGGACAAACAUUCAGAUAGUACGCUGGAUAAAAUGGUAUACAACAUUAAGGAUCUGUGUGAUAAACCAUCGAUGCAGAUAAGCAAGGAGAAAUUCCAAUUGCAACUGAAUUCAGAGAGCAAACUAACACUUUCAAUGCAAUUAAGAAUUAUGCAAAACGCCCUUUUCGAAGCGACAGAGUCCGAUUCAGACUCUGACUUAGAUGACUGUCCAUCAACUGUCUCAAGGCGAAAAUCCUUCAACAAAGCUCCAAAAGAAAUUGUACAUAUUGAGCCUCUGAGUUCAGCGACAUCCAAUUCGGAUCAAAUAGAAGCUUUUCAGAAAUCUGAAGUAGCAGCUAGUAAUGCUUCAUUGAUCCAAAAGUCCACAUUUGUACAGCGGCCUGAAGAACGAGGCAGAAUAGAACUGACAUUAGAUUACAGUGGAACGCGGCAAAAGUUGCUGGUAACGGUGCAUCGGAUCGCCAAUUUGCCGCUGAAGAAUCCUGGCGAUAUUCCAGAUCCCUACGUCAAACUGCGUUUGGAGGGACCAGGGAUUAGCCCAGUUAAACACAGAACAAAAGUUGUGCUGGAUUCGUGUGAUCCAGUGUACGAGCAUACCUUCGAAUAUCUCUUGUCAGUUUUCGAAUUACCCGCUCACAGACUGAUAGUUACAGUGAAGAACAAGAAGUUGUUUCACACAAGUAUUCUCGGCCAGAAAAUCAUCGAUCUUGAUAUUCUCGAGGCCUCAGGAUUUCUACUUCGGGAUUGGUUCGAUUUACAAGAGGAAGAAGUUUCCGAUUGAUGCCCAUCUUGUUUCGGAAGAAAGAUGCGCUUCUGAAAAGAGCAGCAUUAAGGAGUAUAAGUAUAUACUGUAAUAUAAUAAGCCUCAGUCUACAGGUAUGUACUUUCUCAAAAUCUUCAUUGUUACAUGUAUAUUGCGUGUACUUUGUUUGGGUUAUAAGAUCAGUUUAGUUAGUUAUGUUUUAAUUUAAAAAACCGUAAUAAAGCAGGCACAUACAAGUAA
Messenger RNA from Dendroctonus ponderosae (mountain pine beetle), 2925 nucleotides. RefSeq names its product extended synaptotagmin-2. Gene Ontology annotation, molecular function: lipid binding. The record is from RefSeq and is a predicted model, not a curated record. Lineage: Eukaryota; Metazoa; Arthropoda; Insecta; Coleoptera; Curculionidae. Gene Ontology annotation, biological process: lipid transport. The coding region runs from base 313 to 2703 and encodes 796 amino acids. The transcript is spliced from 20 exons.